Messenger RNA from Myzus persicae (green peach aphid), 2799 nucleotides. RefSeq lists its product as uncharacterized. The transcript is spliced from 7 exons. The coding region runs from base 692 to 1984 and encodes 430 amino acids. The record is from RefSeq and is a predicted model, not a curated record. NCBI's taxonomy places the organism in Eukaryota, Metazoa, Arthropoda, Insecta, Hemiptera, Aphididae. Gene Ontology annotation, cellular component: membrane.
GCGGUCGUAUCAUUUUACUAUUUGUAUUUUUAUUGUGUUUGUCUCAGUUAAGGAAAUAUUUAUAUUACCAACUUCUGUGUGAUGUAGACGUAAUUUUUACUAUUCAUUUAUUUUUUAUAUGAUAAUUCUGUAAUCAACACUGUGGCGGCGUCUACUUCUGGAAAGCAAUUAACAGAUAUGGUAUCAAACAUCAAUAGUAAAAUUUGACGAAUUGGAACGUCACGAAAUAUGGAGGAGGUAUACCCAGGCACCUUAUCAUAACGUUUUGAGUUUUCGGCCGCCGACUAUAGAGGGUGCACUAAUGGUGUCGCACGUUUCGUUGGACCGCCGUCGCGUAUCGUUCGCCGUCGCCAUUCACAAACACACAGUGUGAAAGCCUGGAGCCUGGAGUCAGUUGUUGCCAGUGGUCGUUGCCCGUUCUCUACGCUGAGUUAACAGCAAUUCAAAUAUCUAUCAAAUUCAGUCCACGGUAAAAUAAAGAAGUGUAAAUUUACUGGUUUACGUUGUGCUGAUGAUUAAAAAAUAACCCAGAAUACGCUUGCUUAGAACUGCAAGAAAACAUAUUUUUUGGGUGUUCGGUAUUCAGUUAUAUUUACUCCACGGUCCACGGUAUCAGACUCAUAAAAAAAAGAAACACCAUACUGUGAAGUUAUUAAAUAUAAAUAAUACAUUAAUACGAUAAUAAUUCCACAUGGGCAGCUUGCCGUACAACGAAAAUGGCACGUUCAAUUCAAAUGCGUCGUUGUUCGACUCAGAGCAACCGGAAUUGAACACAAUUGAGGCUGAAGUGGAUUCUUCCACUAUGGAAGACUAUGGCCUGGACAAGAUUUUCCAGCCGAUAAAGAACGAUGUAAAACGGGAACUUCAAUUAAUCGAUCCAUAUAUCAGGCGUUUUUACGAAGCUAUUGCACCAGCUUGCCCCGAAAAAGCAUAUUUUGUGCAAGAAGCCAAACAAUUUCAGAAUAUCUAUGACGACCAGGCAUUUGACGUCAUAAAAUAUAGGGAUAAAAUUACUUGUAAUGUGGGGAAAAUGCAAAGAUCCCCCUUUAUUCUAAUGUAUCCAACUGUGCAUCUCAUGUUCGACAGAGAAGGUAUGCCAGCCUAUUGCACACCUUCACAUAUAAUUGAUAGUGUUUUAAAACAGGAUAAAUUAAAAUUUAUAAAGAUCGACAUAUCUAUAAUCAAAAGAGAUUUAAUGUCAUUUUUAUUAAUUUUUCGACUGUGUGGCAAUAAUGUACAAAACAAAAACGAGCUCCAAGCUUUCAUCGAUAUUGCCGAGAUUAAAUUAUUAGAUUUGGAUAUUUAUUGGAAUAAUCACUUAAAGAUGACCGUGGAGUUAAACAGACAAAUAAAUAUUGAGUUGAACAAUUCAGAAAGUAUGUCGAAGGAUAUUGCAGAACUGCAUUCUAUGUAUGCUAAUAUUAAGCAGAGAUUAGAAAGAGUGAAAUUAGGAUACCAAAAUUUAUUGAUCACAUGGUCUUUGGGUGACAAACUGCUAAUGAACCUUGGGAUGAAAUUUGAAGGUUUGGAUGAAAACCAAAAUUCUGAUUAUUCUGGAUCAGAUUCUGAAAGUGACAUGUCAAAUUCAGAUUCUGAAAGUGCCUUAUCAAAUUUGGACUCCGGAAGUGCCAUAUCAAAUUCAGAUUCUGAAAGUGUCAUUUCAAAUUCAGAUUCAGAGAGAAGAUCCGAAUUUUGCAAUGAUGAUGACCAAUUGGAAACUGAAAAUCUCUUUAACACCGAUAUUAUUGUCGACGAGGACGUCGUAGAGCAGGAGGAAACUAUCUUGGAAACGUCUCACAAUAGCAACGCUCGUUUCAGACGCAUGAAAUGGAUCACUGGCAUAUUCUACAUGAUUGUCAUUAUCUUGUUGUCGGUUGACUGGCUGGAACCACAGUGCAGUGAGGUCUGUGACCCACAGAACAACAAGUACAAGUGGUCUUUCGAGCUCGGGCUCGUGUACUUAAACGGACCACCACCGACUUGAUUCUCUAAUUUUACGUCGCCGAAUUGUUUUUUUUUUUUAUUCCCAAUUUUUUACAUAACUUACCGCAUAUAGAUAUUUCAUUAUUGUCAUCAAAUAUGGGGACAACAGUUCAGUAAUAAUGCAUAUGAAAGGAUAGUAUAUUGUACUAUACGAUGUGUUCACUCCUACCAAAAUCAAUAACAUUCCUGACAUAUUUAAUUUACGUAUAAUUAUACAAUUAUAUAUUUAAAAAAAAACAAGAAUGUCCUUUUUCUUUUUAAUUCUUUUUUUAAAAUAUAUUUUUAAUGAUGUGUAACUUAAACUUAUUAAAUGUUUUUAUCGGACAUCGUUUAAAACGAAUAACUAUUUUUUGCAAUGAAUGCAAACCUCACAAACGCGUAUUUAAUAUCAUAAUAUUACAUAUGAUACACGUAUACGUAGGUAUAAGCUAUUUUAUCAAACGAGGUUGACAUUUUAUUCGAUCAUUUUGAUUCGUUUUUUAUAGUUUACAUAUUUCUAUUUUUGGAUUCAGACCUGUUCUACUUUAGUAGCGAACUGUUGUUUUUACUUUAUAUUGAUGUUUUUUAAGUUAAAAAAUUAUUGUGAAAGAAACCUGUAUAAUACUAUCAUAUUACAAUAUAGGUACAUAGUUAAAAUGUCAAUCUUACGCAAUCGUUAGUACUAUUUUUUAUUCUACAUGCUUAAAGUCGCAUUUUAAGAUACUCCAUUUUUCAAUCAAUCUAUUGUCAAUAAAUAAGUAUGUCAGGAUGAGGGUGUAGUUUUUCAAAUUUUAUUUUUUUUAAUCACCAUUAUCAAAGUUCUCAAUUGUUUUUGUA